UCCAGACACUGCCUGGCACCCUGUCCUGCGGCUCUGGCUCUGCCUGGGCCCCACUGGUCUUGUCCACGCCCUUGAGCUCAGCCAACUUUCCUGAGUUCCGAGUUCCGCUGGGGUGCGGUGUGCAGAGCUCUGCAGCAGGCAGCUCGUUGUUCCCACCCCACUCCCACGGGGUUGAGGCUGCAGCCCCAGACAAGGCCGCUCUGGUUCCAAUUGUGUCAGUGACUGCCUGUGACGGUGACAGCAGAGCUGGGACAAAGGGGCCUGUUUAAGGCCCUGCCCCCUCCCUCCAGCUGGCUGCCCAGGGGUGAUGGAAUGUGGGGGCGUCAGUCUCCUGAGAACAGGAGGACCUUGGAGCCCCUGGGGUGACCUGGAGUGACCCCAUGGGUUUGUGUGUGACCUAGCUGGGAGGCCCUCCUGUUUGCUGCUUCCUCCUGGGCUGGGGAGCGAGGGCCCAGCCCCGGCUUCCUGCUGGAGGAAGUGUUUUAGGUCACAGGGCGGGCACAGGGAAGGCCUCUGAGCUGAGCUGACCUUUCUCUUCAAGGGGGAGGUGUCUCUGGGCCAGAACCCUGAGAAUGCAGGGCUGGGAGGGGCUGUGUCCACAGGCACCCUGCCCCUUCUCCAUGUCCCAAGGACUGGCGACAUCCAGGAAGCAGAUGGGGAACUGCAACCCGCUUCCUUCCUCCCUCCUUCCCCCUCCAGCCUGGGCAGUGGAAGGGGCUGUCCCCUCAGUCUGUUCUGGCCUCAGGCUUAUUUGGGGCCACUCACCUGACCACGUAUCCAGCUGUGGUUGGGGCAGGAUCGGGGUUCAGCAGCUGGGCUAUGUGUAGCGGGAGGCUCCGGAGUCGGUGCCCAGGCUCUGAGGUGCCCUAGGUCUGCAGGCUGUCUGGGUGUGGGCUGCAGACAUGGCCCAACCGCUGGCCUUUGUCCUCGAUGUCCCGGAGACCCCAGGGGACCAGGGCCAGGAGCCCAGCCCCUACGAUGAGAGCGAAGUGCACGAUUCCUUCCACCAGCUCAUCCAAGAGCAGAGCCGGUGGGUGGCUGAGGAGGGGCUGGAGCUGCAGCAGAGGGAGCCGGGGGCUCCAGGCAGUGGCCACGAGACCCUCCUGGGGCCCGAAGGUGCCCCCGUCCACAGCACGGCCACACUGCGCAUUUUGGCCAGCAUGCCCAGUCGCACGAUUGGCCGCAGCCGUGGCGCCAUCAUCUCCCAGUACUACAACCGCACCGUGAGGCUGCGGCGCAGGAGCAGCCGGCCCCUGCUUGGGGACGUGGUGACACGCUCAGCCCGGCCCAGCAUCCGCCUCUACGACCUAGAGCUGGACCCUGCGGCCCAGGAGGUGGAGGAGAAGCAAAACCUCCUGGUGAAGGAGCUUCAGGGCCUGUCGGCCGCCCAGCGCGACCACAUGCUCCGGGGGAUGCCCUUGAGCCUGGCGGAGAAACGCGGCCUUCGAGAGAAGAGCCAGACCCCCCGUGGGAGGCGGAGGGGCCAGCCUGGCCGUGGUGGGCUCUUCUCCUGCUGCAGCCGGCUCAGAUACGCCUGCAUCCUGGCCUCGCACCGCCUGGGGCUGGUGCUGCUCUCAGGCUUGCACGCGCUGACGCCGUGGCGCUAUGCCCUGAAGCGCAUCGGGGGCCAGUUCGGAUCCAGUGUGCUCUCCUACUUCCUCUUCCUCAAGACCCUGGUGGCCUUCAACGCCCUCCUGCUGCUGCCGCUGCUGGCCUUUGUGGUGGGCGUGCAGGCUGCCUUCCCGCCGGACCCCGGCCCCGGCCCCCGCCCUGCCUGCACGGGCCUGGAGCUCCUCACGGGCGCGGGCUGCUUCACCCACACCGUCAUGUACUACGGCUACUACAGCAAUGCCACGCUGAACCAGCCAUGUGGCCACCCCCUGGAGGGUGGCCAGUGCAGACCCAGGGCAGGUGGCCUGCCCUACAAUAUGCCCCUGGCCUACCUCUUCACUGUGGGGGUGGCCUUCUUCGUCACCUGCAUCACCCUGGUGUACAGCAUGGCCCACGCUUUCGGGGAGAGCUACCGCGUGGGCAGCACCUCUGGCGUCCACGCCAUCACCGUCUUCUGCUCCUGGGACUACAAGGUGACUCAGAGGCGGGCCUCGCGCCUCCAGCAUGACAACAUCCGCACCCGGCUAAAGGAGCUUCUGGCCGAGUGGCAGCUGCGGCAGAGUACCCGGAGCGUGUUUGGGAGGCUGCAGCAGGUGGCCGUGCUGGGGCUCGUGUGGCUGCUGUGUCUGGGGACCGUGCUGGGCUGCGCCGCGGCCGUCCACGCCUUCUCAGAGCUCAUGCUGCAGGACCCGGUGGCUGCUGGCCAGGAGGUGGCACUGCUGGCGCUGCCCCUGGUGGUCUGCCUCCUCAACCUGGGGGUCCCCUACCUGUACCGCUGCCUGGCUGCCCUGGAGCCGCACGACUCCCCGGUGCUGGAGGUGUACGUGGCCGUCUGCAGGAACCUCGUCCUCAAGAUGGUCACCCUGGGGGUGCUUUGCUACCACUGGCUGGGCCGCAGGGUGGGUGCCCUGCAGGACCAGUGCUGGGAGGACUUCGUGGGCCAGGAGCUGUACCGCUUCGUGGUGCUGGACUUCCUCUUCAUUCUGCUGGACACGCUCUUCGGGGAGCUGGUGUGGCGGGUUAUCUCUGAGAAGAAGACAAAGACGAGGCGGAAGCCUGAGUUUGACAUUGCCCGGAAUGUUCUGGAGCUGAUUUAUGGGCAGACUCUGACCUGGCUGGGGGUCCUCUUCUCGCCCCUCCUGCCCGCCGUGCAGAUUGUGAAGCUGCUGCUCCUCUUCCAAGUCAAGAAGGGUGAAGCCCUCGAGCAUGUGCGGCCCCUUCCGGAGCCUGGACACCAUGUACGGGGCGGGCACGGCCUGGGUGCACCACCUGGAGGCCGCGGGGCCCCGGCUCUCCUGGCUGCCCUGGGUGCACCGGCACCUGGUGGAAAACACCUUCUUCAUCUUCCUGCUGUCGGCCCUGCUGCUGGCUGUGAUCUACUUCAACAUCCAGGUGGUGAGGGGCCAGCGCAAGGUCAUCUGCCUGCUCAAGGAACAGAUCAGCCACGAGGGGGAGGACAAAAUCUUCUUAAUCAACAAGCUUCAUUCCGUCUACGAGAGGAAGGAGAGGAAGGAGAGGGACGAGAGGAGCAGGUGUGCGGGGCGCUUGGGGAAGGAGGAGAGUUAAGUCUGGUGAGGGAGGAAACGGAAAUGCAAGACCUGCCCUCAGCACCCUGUGCCACUCGCUGUAAGUCGCUUGGUGCCAUCCUGGCGGGGCCUCCUCCCCUUGGGGUCAGGGCCUGUCAGCGCCUGUCACUGGGGCCGAUGUCCGGUGCCUGUGGUUAGACCUAGGGAAAGGGAGGUGGCCGGGACGCAGAGACUUGUGAAAUUCAAAAGCAUUCUCGUCGCUGGAGGGGCCAUUGAGGCAGGCCGUCUCUGCAGGGACCCUGACGACAGGAGGGUGGGUGGUGUGACAGCCGCUGGCCGCAGUGGACAGACGCAUGAACAGGUGCACACACAGGCAUGUGCACCCAGAGGCCUGUUUCUUUCUCCUUCUUGGCCCCCGGCCUGGGGGGCAGGCUGAGGCCGCCCCCCCGGGGAGCUGCUGGGCUAGCCCUGCCCCCUGCGGCCGGCAGACCCUCCUCCCCCGGGGCGGCAGCACCCGCAGAGCAGCCGGCCACUCAUGGAACACACACGCUGGGCCCCGAGCUAGCCUGGGGACCCCAAGGUCGGGCACGAGGCCUCACCCUCUGGGCCUCAGGAGACUGCAGGGCCCCCCGCCUCAGCUGCCCCCUGUGGGGGAGGGACCGGUGCCCCGGGCCCCCAUUGCGGGGCUUGUGAGGCUCCUUGGGCCCGGGCCUGCGAUGGCGUGUCGGCUGCCACUGGGCUGUGCUGUGUGAACUUGCUGGAACCCGACCACAUCUGACCCCCAAAGAGGCAAUUUCAUGAGGUCCGGCACCCCCCACGUCAAGUACCUCAGAGGUGGGUCCUUGCGGUGUCUCCCCGGCCUUCGCCUGCCCUGGAGCUCUCUAGGCUCUUCUUUGGAAGCUAUUGGGCAUCGGCCUGUCCCUCGCCGGCCCGGCCACACUGAGGUCCGGCUCUGCCCAGCCUGGUCUGCCGGGCGCUUGCUGACGCCCCUUGCAGCAGGGCUGGUGGGACCCAGGAGGCUGCGACUCCCUUGCCCUGCUCGCAGAAGGGGACACCUGGUGGGACAGCAACAGGCUCAGCAGGCUUACCCGGCGCCCUGGUCACUCUCUGUCCCACGGCACAGACUGACAUGAGACCAGGCUGGCUCCUCAGUGACCUUGCUAGGACACCAGGAUGGCGAAGUGACUCUGCUUCCCCUUUGGACAGUGGGGGCAAGUGGGGCUUGGGCACCCCCUGGACCUUGCCCUGCCUUGACUCUAUUUAUUCUGAUUAAAUGGUUUUGCAAA
Messenger RNA from Lemur catta (Ring-tailed lemur), 4423 nucleotides. RefSeq names its product transmembrane channel like 6 (gene TMC6). Gene Ontology annotation, molecular function: mechanosensitive monoatomic ion channel activity. Bases 903 to 3335 code for a protein of 810 amino acids. The record is from RefSeq and is a predicted model, not a curated record. The transcript has 19 exons. Gene Ontology annotation, cellular component: plasma membrane. Lineage: Eukaryota; Metazoa; Chordata; Mammalia; Primates; Lemuridae.